AUGAAUUUAAUUUUACAAAGUGUUGGAAUUAAUUAUGAAUUAUCUGAAUAUACUAUCAUUCAGAAUACUUUACAUACUCUAAAACAUGACCAUAACUUUGAUAAUUCAACUAAUGACACUGAUGACGAUGAUGAAGAAACUCAAUUUGAAAACCCAUCCAAUGUCUCCGAAGAUACUCAAAUUGACCAAAUGCUAUUGCAACAUCAACGUUGUAUUACAAUGAAGCAUAAUUUACCAAGUUGUCUUAAUGGAAACCAAUUAAUAUUCGAGGAUGAAGAAUUAGAGCAAGAUUAUGUUAGAGCUGAAACAUUAAAUGGAAUAGAUGCUAGUCGAAUUCAUGCCAGACUUUUUAAUCGAAAGCCUGAUUCUGAUCGCGAAUUUACACCAAUAAUGGUUAAUGAUAAAGCACAAUUUGCGUGUGAACAAAAUAUUAUUGUUAGUGUUGAAAAUAGUAUUGUAAAUGCUGAAAAAAUCAUGAAAAAUGCAAAAAAGCUAGAAAUGGAUGAUGAUAAUAGUACUUAA
Molecule: messenger RNA, 522 nt
Organism: Funneliformis caledonium
Lineage: Eukaryota; Fungi; Glomeromycota; Glomeromycetes; Glomerales; Glomeraceae
Source: the annotation of a GenBank genome assembly